AUGCAGUCACUACUUAGGCCGACAUUUCGUGGACUAAAUCUAUGUGGACUGCGGAGUUUUAGCUCUGUCAAAGUCUUACUUAACAAAAACAUAAACUUGGAAAGAGAAUUAGACAAACUAGCCGAUAUAACAGCAUCAAUCGAGCAAAAAAAGAUUCCUGAAGUUCCCCAGGAUCUAGUUGAUGAGGCACAUUUGCUUAGUGAGUUGAAAAACUUUCAUCCAAAGGUGAUGACUGAGCAUGCGGAGAUUCCAGGGCUAAAAAGACCAUUACCCCUUAGUGCAGAAUUAAACUACUAUGCACCUUUUAAAAACAAGGUAGAGUACGGAGAUUUGAAGGCAGAGGUGAUAUUCAAAUGCUAUGAUCCCCGGAAUUUGGAAUUCUUUUGCAAUUUUGCACUUAGAGUGGCAUACUACCUAGGAAUUCCAGCCACAGGACCAAAACCACUUCCGGUGAGAAGAGAACGAUGGACAGUCAUUAGAGCUCCAUUUGUUCAUGCUAAGUCGAAAGAAAACUUUGAGCGGAGGACAUACACUCGUAUGCUACGCCUUUGGGAUGCAAAUGAGCGUGUGGUGGACACAUUUCUUGCGUAUAUUAAGGAAAACUCUGUUUGGGGUGUUGGUGUAAAAGUGAAUAUGUACGUGCGGGAGGCAUUAAAGCCAUCCAAACAAUCGCAAGAGCAGCCAGGCGGUGAAAGUCGCGAGACAAAUGGUAUUUCUGGUGCCUUGGAUGCACUUUCUAACAAUUCCGGUAAUCCAAUUGCUUCUAAAGUUCUUGAUUUACUUCAAGACCCAGCUUUUACCAGACAUAUGUCCCCGGAAGAACUUUCUGAGGUUAAGCAUAUGGCUGCAAAGCCGGAGGAUAAAAACUAA
Molecule: messenger RNA, 870 nt
Organism: Brettanomyces bruxellensis
Lineage: Eukaryota; Fungi; Ascomycota; Pichiomycetes; Pichiales; Pichiaceae
Exons: 1
Coding region: 1-870 (289 amino acids)
Biological process (GO): translation
Cellular component (GO): mitochondrion; ribosome; small ribosomal subunit
Molecular function (GO): structural constituent of ribosome
Source: RefSeq, a predicted model, not a curated record